Molecule: messenger RNA, 1183 nt
Organism: Peromyscus leucopus (white-footed mouse)
Lineage: Eukaryota; Metazoa; Chordata; Mammalia; Rodentia; Cricetidae
Product: H-2 class II histocompatibility antigen, I-E beta chain
Exons: 6
Coding region: 64-864 (266 amino acids)
Biological process (GO): immunoglobulin production involved in immunoglobulin-mediated immune response; immune response; antigen processing and presentation of exogenous peptide antigen via MHC class II
Cellular component (GO): MHC class II protein complex; late endosome membrane; lysosomal membrane
Molecular function (GO): MHC class II protein complex binding
Source: RefSeq, a predicted model, not a curated record
CUGGGGUGUACAUGGAGAGAGGAGAUAGUUUCCAGGGUGUGAGACCACCACCUCUCCUCCAGCAUGGUGUGUCUGUGGCUCCCCAGAGGCCCCUGUGUGGCAGCUGUGGUCCUGACGCUGAUGGUGCUGAGUCCUCCCGUGGCGUUGGUCAGGGACCCCCGACCACGGUUCUUGCAACAAGUGAAAAGUGAAUGCCGUUUCUCCAGUGGGAUGGAGCGGGUGCGGUACCUGCAGAGACACAUCUACAACCAGGAGGAACACUUGCGGUUUGACAGCCGUGUGGGCAGGUACCAAGCGGUGACCGAGCUGGGACGGAUCCAAGCCGAGUACUGGAACAGCCAGAAGGGCUUCCUGGAGCAGAAGCGGGCCAAGGUGGACACGUUCUGCAGAUUCAACUCCGCCAUCGUGGAGAUAUUAACUGUGCAGCAGAGAGCUGAGCCCAAGGUGACUGUGUACCCGACAAAGACGCGGCCCCUGGACCACCACAACCUCCUGGUCUGCUCUGUGAGCGGCUUCUACCCCGGACACAUUGAAGUCAGAUGGUUCCGGAACGGCCAGGAGGAGAAGACUGGGGUCGUGUCCACCGGCCUGAUCCGGAAUGGAGACUGGACCUUCCAGACCCUGGUGAUGCUGGAGACGGUUCCUCAGAGUGGAGAGGUUUACACCUGCCAGGUGGAGCAUCCCAGCCUGACCAGCCCUGCCAUAGAGGAGUGGAGGGCACAGUCCACAUCUGCACAGAACAAGAUGCUGAGUGGAGUCGGGGGCUUCGUGCUGGGUCUGCUCUUCCUCGGGCUGGGGCUGUUCAUCUACUUCAGGAACCAGAAAGGACAGUCUGGACUUCAGCCGACAGGACUCCUGAGCUGAGGAGAGGUGACAAGGCUGAAGGAAGAAGUCCCCUGUCUCCAUGGCAUGAAAACGUGUCCUGUCUGGUUCGCAUUCCUCCAUUGACAGUGCUUUCCCAGGACCCGGCUCCUCCUGACUCUGGACCUGCAGACCUGUGCUCCUUGUUCAACCCCUAGCCGCAGCCUGGCAUCCCCUGGGACAGAAGGCCCCCCUGACCUGCCCUUUGCCUGGUGCAUCUGAAUCUAUCUGCUGCCACAGUGCCUGCUGUCCUGGAUGGUUUUAUGUCAACAUGACACAAGCUAAGUCUCCAGAGAGGAGGGAACCUCAAGUGAGAAAAUGC